Molecule: messenger RNA, 1413 nt
Organism: Arabis nemorensis
Lineage: Eukaryota; Viridiplantae; Streptophyta; Magnoliopsida; Brassicales; Brassicaceae
Source: the annotation of a GenBank genome assembly
AUGAAUCAAAUGGAAGGUGGAGUUGGGUUAACGACGACGACGCAGCCGCAACAGCAACCACCUCCAGUUGCAGAGAAGCUCCAUCCGGACAUAGUAGAGGUUUUGAAUCUCAAAUCAGUGAAGACACGAGCCGUGAGUUUGUUCAAUGCUAUUUCUCGUAUCAUUGAAGAAUUUGACGCUCAUGCUCGAACCAACACUACUCCCAAAUGGAAACAUAUUCUAGGGCAAUAUUCGAUGGUGAAUCUAGAGCUUUUUAACAUUGUGGAAGCCGUGAAGGAAGUUUCUGCGGCAUUUGUUGUUCUUCCAAAGAAUGUCAAUGCAGAGAAUGCUGCAAUUUUACCUGUUAUGUUAUCUUCUAAAUUACUUCCGGAGAUGGAAACUGAUGACAAUGCCAAGAGAGAGCAGUUGCUUCAAGGUGUUCAGAAUUUGCCAAUACCAAUGCAGAUUGAGAGAUUGAAGGCGAGGAUCGACAUGAUUUCAGCAGCUUGUGAUAGUGCAGAGAAAGCAUUAGCUGAAACUCGUAAAGCGUAUGGAUUUGGCACUCGUCAAGGUCCUUCUAUGCUUCCAACUAUGGAUAAAGGUCAAGCUGCAAAGAUUCAGGAACAGGAGAACAUGCUACGAGCAGCUGUUAAUGACGGCACAGGAAUAAGAUUGCCUCCAGACCAGAGACAAAUAACCACAGCACUUCCACCACAUCUGGCAGAUGUGCUGAUCGAUGCAGGCAAGAAUCAAUUACCUGUGGCAUCAAACAACAUCAACAGUCAAGGAAAUCUGUUGCAGGUUUCUGGAACACAAUUUAUGGGAAGAUCAGCUGCAUCUCCAUCUGGUCCUAACUUUGAUAACACAACAUCUCCCUUACCAUAUGCCAAUUCUCCUCGAUCUACGGGUAUGGUUAAUGCGCCUUCGCCUCAGCAACAACAACUUCAACAGCAGCAAAGGUCAAAAUUAAUGCAGUUGCCUCAGCAUCAACAGCAACUACUUGCACAACAACAACAGCUCAGGCAAUCUUCUAUGCAAGGAUUGGGUCAGAGUCAGAUACCAUCACUUCACGAUUUGCAUGGGCAAUCUCAGCAGAAGUUUCAGACGUUACAUGGGCAACACCAAAUGUCAUAUUCUCAGCCAAUGGCCGCCCACCAACAAUUCCAAGCUAGACAGCUCUCAGGUGGACAUAUGCAGCACAGCAUGUCUCAAGGACAGCUCAAUCCAACGAUGAACCGUCAGUUGAACCAGUUUUCAAGUGGAGCCAAUAGUUCAUUGUUUACUACUGCACAAGGCUCCCCAAGUAGCCAGAUGAUACCAAACAUGUCAUCUAUGCAAUCUCAGACACUUGUUCCUAGAAUGCAGGUACCAAUCCUCAAAGAAGCCAUGCUUCACAAAUGUUGGGUGACCAGAUGUUUAACAACAGCGGAAUGA